Molecule: messenger RNA, 735 nt
Organism: Fraxinus pennsylvanica
Lineage: Eukaryota; Viridiplantae; Streptophyta; Magnoliopsida; Lamiales; Oleaceae
Source: the annotation of a GenBank genome assembly
AUGUUGAGCCCGAGUGGUGAGCCGCCAUCUGCCGCCGUUAGUGGUGGCGGAAACGUUUUUGUUGGAGGUGGUUCUGGUGAGAUUAUGCUGUUUGGUGUAAGAGUAAAAGUUGACCCCAUGAGAAAGAGCGUGAGUAUGAAUAAUCUUUCUGAAUACGAGCCCGUUAAUAACAACAACAACAACACUUGUGCUAAUAACAAUGAUAGUGAGUCGUUGAAGACGGCGACUGCGACGACGAAUAGUUAUGCAUCGGCCGACGACGCCGUGCCGCAGUCAGGCAACGGGAGCCGGGAGCGUAAGCGAGGAGUUCCAUGGACAGAGGAAGAGCACAGGCUAUUUCUUGUUGGAUUGCAGAAGGCAGGAAAAGGAGACUGGAGAGGAAUCUCUAGAAAUUAUGUCAAGACUCGUACGCCAACCCAAGUUGCUAGCCAUGCCCAGAAAUACUUCCUUCGCCGGAACAAUCGAAAUCGGCGUCGCCGCCGUUCUAGUCUCUUUGACAUCACAACUGACUCGGUUACUGCAAUUCCAAACAACGAGGGCACAAGCCAUCAAGAAAGUGCAGCCCAGGCAAUUUUGCCACCAACCUCUCUGCCUCCUUCCGAAACUUCCAAUAUCGGUGGAAUCCCGGUUGGUGUAGCAGCCGGUGAAUCAUCGGGAGGCAUUGCUGUCCAGCAUUUGUCAAAAUUGGCCGUGCAAUCUUCGCCACUCACAUCUGGCUUGAACCUGGGGCUCUAA